Linum tenue is the source of this 654-nucleotide messenger RNA. Lineage: Eukaryota; Viridiplantae; Streptophyta; Magnoliopsida; Malpighiales; Linaceae. The record is from the annotation of a GenBank genome assembly.
CUCCUAUCUCGAUAGCAAUAAGCAGCAGACGACAUGGCUCAACUACAGAAGCUGGAGACGAAGGUUGCAAUGAAAUCACCAGAGAAGAUCGCAGCUUUCUUCAGGGACAGCUUCACCUCCCUGCCUCAGUUUGCCCCUGGCCUCAUCAAGACCGCCGAGAUCAUGGGAGGCGGACACAAGGCAGCACCUGGUUCCGUACUGCUUGUCAAAUACUCCCUCCCUGGGAGCCCCUCAAUGAGUGCGAAGAUCAAGUGGGAAGAAGAAGCCACGGACGCGGAAGAAGGGAAGAAGUCGUGCUCGUUCACGGUGAUAGAAGGGGAGGUGCUGGAGAUGUACAAGAGUUACAGUCUGAAGAUUGAGAUGGACAGUGACGCUGGGCAGUCGGGGUGGACCAUUGGGUACGAACUGGCCAACCCUAAUGUUGCUCCUCCUCAUGCAUAUCUCGAAGCAUGCAAGCAGCUUCCGAAAGUCUUUGAGAAAUACUGCUGAUGAAGAUUUUUCAGUGCUUGAUUAUAGUACGUACGUACUCAUGAAAGAUCAACUCACUCGUGAAUUGGUUUCAAAGGGAUUAAAUAAGAGAGGCCACGAGGGCAUACGGGGGUUACUUUGUGCCUCUGGCUUUUUUAUUUUAUUAAUAAUUAAGCUGUGUUUGAC